AUGCAUUUUUCUCCCUGUGCCCGCGGAGAAGCGCCGCCCGCCCCGGAGCCGAGCUACAGCGUGCAGAGGACCGGAAGGAGCCGGGCGCGCGGGGCCUGGGAGCCGGCUCCCAAGGAGGAGCGCGGGGAGAAGCCGGGCGCCGCGCGGGGGCUCGACGUGGGCGCAUCCCUCCCGCGCGGGCUCCCGCGGGCGUGGGGCGGCGGGGCGGGGCGGGCGGGGCGCGGCCUGACGUCAGGCCCGCUGCUGGGGCAGUUGGCGCGGCGGCGGCGGAGCGGCAGGAGGGCAGGAGCGGCGGCGGCGCCGAGUGAGGCGCGCGGCGGGGCGCGGGCAGCGGCGGGGCCGGAGCAACAUGGCGCCGGGGGCGGGGGCGGGCGGCGGGACGGCUGGCCGGCCCGAGGGCGCCUCCUCCUGGCCGCGCUGCUGCUGCUGCUAUGGACGCGGGCGGCCAGCGGCCAGAGCAGCCCCCAGCAGAGCGUGAUCCUGGGCAUGAGGCUGGCGAGCUGCAACAAGUCGUGCGGGAUGAACCCGGAUGGCGUCAUCUUCGUGUCCGAGGGCAGCACGGUGAACUUGAGGCUCUACGGCCACAGCCUGGGCGAGAUCUCCAGCAACCUGAUCUCCUUCACCGAGGUGGACGACGCCGAGACGGUCCACAACUCCACCAACUGCCUGGAGCUCACCAAGGACUUAGUGGUCCAGCGGCUGGUCAACGUGAGCCGCGGGAACACGUCGGGGAUGCUAGUGGUGCUCACCAAGUUCCUGCGGAGGAGCGAGAACAUGAAGCUGUACGCGCUGUGCACCCGGGCCGGGGCGGACGGGCCCUGGCUCAAAUGGACGGACAAGGACUCCCUGCUCUUCAUGGUGGAGGAGCAUGGGAGGUUUCUGCCGCUCUGGCUGCACAUCCUUCUCGUUUUGGUGCUGUUAGUGCUGUCGGGCAUAUUUUCUGGCCUCAACCUGGGGCUUAUGGCCCUGGACCCGAUGGAGCUGCGCAUCGUGCAGAACUGUGGAACUGAAAAGGAGAGAAGGUACGCCCGCAAGAUAGAGCCCAUCCGGCGCAAGGGCAACUACUUGCUCUGUUCGCUGCUCCUGGGGAAUGUGCUAGUCAACACCUCCCUCACCAUCCUUCUAGACAACCUCAUCGGGUCUGGCAUCAUGGCAGUGGCCUCCUCCACCAUUGGCAUUGUUAUCUUUGAGAUCUUACCUCAAGCCCUGUGCUCCCGACACGGGCUGGCUGUGGGUGCCAACACUAUUGUUCUCACCAAAAUCUUUAUGCUGCUCACCUUUCCUCUGAGUUUCCCCAUUAGCAAACUCCUGGACUGCCUUGGUCAGGAGAUUCGCACUGUUUACAAUCGGGAGAAGCUGAUGGAGAUGUUGAAGGUGACAGAACCCUACAAUGACCUGGUGAAGGAGGAAUUAAAUAUGAUCCAGGGCGCCCUGGAACUAAGGACCAAAACUGUGGAGGAUAUCAUGACCCAGCUCCACGACUGCUACAUGAUCCGCAGUGAUGCCAUCCUGGACUUCAACACCAUGUCGGAGAUAAUGGACAGUGGCUAUACGCGCAUUCCCGUGUUUGAAGAUGAGCAAUCCAAUAUCGUAGAUAUCCUUUAUAUCAAAGACCUGGCUUUCGUGGACCCCGAUGACUGCACUCCGCUCAAGACUAUCACUCGUUUCUACAACCACCCAGUUCAUUUUGUUUUCCAUGACACCAAGCUGGAUGCCAUGCUGGAGGAAUUCAAGAAGGGGAAGUCGCACCUGGCCAUUGUUCAGAAGGUGAACAACGAAGGUGAUUGUGACCCCUUCUACGAGGUGCUGGGCUUGGUCACGCUGGAGGACGUCAUCGAGGAGAUCAUCAAGUCUGAGAUCCUGGAUGAGUCGGACAUGUACACUGACAAUCGAACCCGGAAACGGGUAUCUAUGAAGAACAAACGUGACUUCUCUGCCUUCAAGGAUGCUGACAAUGAACUCAAAGUGAAAAUCUCACCUCAGCUUCUUCUGGCUGCUCAUCGCUUCCUGGCUACAGAGGUGCCCCAGUUCAGCCCCACUCUGAUAUCAGAGAAGAUCCUGCUCCGGCUGCUCAAAUACCCGGAUGUCAUUCAGGAACUCAAGUUUGAUGAGCAUAACAAGCACUACUGCCGCCAUUACCUGUACACCCGGAACAAGGCGGCCGACUACUUCAUCCUCAUCCUGCAGGGGAAGGUAGAAGUAGAAGCAGGCAAGGAGAACAUGAAGUUCGAGACGGGCGCCUUCUCGUACUACGGGACCAUGGCCCUAUCCAUGCCAGCCUCGGCGCCUCCUGUGCAGCCUGGGUGUUCCCCCGGCAAGCUGAACUCCCUGCUCUCUUGGCUCUCAGACCGGUCCCCAGCCCACCCAACUCCACUCAGCCGCUCGGCCUCCCUCAGUUACCCAGACCGCAACGUAGACAUGACGCCCUCCUCAUCCCUGGCAGGCAGCAACCAGUUUGGCAGCUGCAUUCUGGGCCAGUAUGUGUCCGACUUCAGUGUCCGCGCGCUCACGGACCUGCAGUACAUCAAGAUCACCAGGCAGCAGUACCAGAACGGGCUGCUGGCCUCCCGCAUGGACAACAGCCCUCAGCUCGCCUUGGACAGCUGUGCACCUGCUCGGAGAACUUUACCGAAGUCGGAGCUGCCGGUGGUGGAUGAGACCACGACGCUCCUCAACGAACGCAACUCCUUGCUGCACAGAGCCUCCAGGACGGUGCCAUCUGACAGGAGGGCCGGGGACUCCUGCCUGCCCUGCGGGGGUCUCCCCAGUGGGCCCACAUGA
Peromyscus leucopus (white-footed mouse) is the source of this 2781-nucleotide messenger RNA. RefSeq names its product cyclin and CBS domain divalent metal cation transport mediator 4 (gene Cnnm4). NCBI's taxonomy places the organism in Eukaryota, Metazoa, Chordata, Mammalia, Rodentia, Cricetidae. The record is from RefSeq and is a predicted model, not a curated record. Gene Ontology annotation, biological process: magnesium ion homeostasis; magnesium ion transport. Gene Ontology annotation, molecular function: sodium ion transmembrane transporter activity; magnesium ion transmembrane transporter activity. Gene Ontology annotation, cellular component: plasma membrane.